Messenger RNA from Blepharisma stoltei, 327 nucleotides. The record is from the annotation of a GenBank genome assembly. Lineage: Eukaryota; Ciliophora; Heterotrichea; Heterotrichida; Blepharismidae.
AUGAUAUGGAUUAUUGUAGUAGGACUUAUCUGGGGAUUGACUAAUACGUUUAUGGAAAAAGGCACCAAAAAGAGUCUAAAUCUUCCAUAUCUCCCUGAAUUUUUUCAAACCUUUCUCCAUCCAAGAUUCUUUAUCCCAUUUAUUCUUAAUCAAGCUGGCUCAGUCCUUUAUUCCUUGCAAUUAGGCCAAACUCCUUUAAAGCUUGCAGUACCUAUAGCAAACAGCACAGCCUUUCUUGUAACUAUUUUACUUGAUAAACGCAGCAUGAGAACUUAUUUUGGUGCUUCUUUAGUGAUUUUAGGAAUCAGCUUAUGUCUAAAUUCAUAA